AUGAAAGAGAAGUCCAAAAAUGCCGCCCGGACUAGACGGGAGAAAGAAAACAGCGAAUUUUAUGAACUGGCUAAAUUACUACCCCUGCCCUCCGCUAUCACCUCUCAGCUGGACAAAGCAUCCAUAAUCAGACUCACCACCAGCUAUUUAAAAAUGAGGGUGGUUUUUCCAGAAGGACUCGGAGAAGCCUGGGGCCACUCCAGCCGAACCAGCCCGCUGGAUAAUGUUGGACGGGAACUAGGAUCCCAUCUUUUGCAGACCUUGGACGGUUUCAUAUUUGUCGUGGCUCCGGAUGGCAAGAUCAUGUACAUCUCGGAGACCGCCUCGGUGCACCUGGGCUUGUCGCAGGUAGAGCUGACCGGCAACAGCAUUUACGAGUACAUCCACCCCGCCGACCACGACGAGAUGACCGCAGUGCUCACAGCCCAUCAACCUUAUCACUCGCAUUUCGUGCAGGAGUACGAGAUCGAGAGGUCGUUUUUCCUGAGGAUGAAGUGCGUCCUGGCCAAGAGGAACGCGGGUCUGACCUGCGGGGGCUACAAGGUCAUUCACUGCAGCGGGUACCUGAAGAUCCGCCAGUACAGCCUGGACAUGUCCCCCUUCGAUGGCUGCUACCAAAACGUCGGCUUGGUCGCCGUGGGCCACUCCCUGCCACCCAGCGCCGUGACAGAGAUCAAGCUCCAUAGCAAUAUGUUCAUGUUUCGGGCCAGCCUGGAUAUGAAGCUCAUAUUCUUAGAUUCCAGGGUAGCCGAGUUAACGGGUUACGAGCCACAGGACUUGAUAGAGAAGACCCUUUAUCACCAUGUCCAUGGCUGUGACACCUUCCACCUGCGAUGUGCACAUCACUUGUUGCUGGUGAAAGGCCAAGUGACCACCAAGUACUAUCGCUUCCUGGCCAAGCACGGCGGCUGGGUCUGGGUGCAGAGCUACGCCACCAUCGUGCACAACAGCCGCUCCUCCCGCCCGCACUGCAUCGUCAGCGUCAACUACGUCCUCACGGAUACUGAAUACAAAGGACUGCAGCUCUCCCUGGAUCAGGUCGCUGCCAGCAAGCCGACGUUCUCGUACACGAAUUCCACUCCAACCAUAACAGACAGCAGGAAAGGAAGCAAAUCUCGCCUCUCAAGCACAAAGUCAAAAUCAAGGACAUCACCAUACCCACAGUAUUCUGGAUUUCACACAGAGAGAUCCGAGUCGGACCACGAAAGCCAGUGGGGUGGGAGCCCCCUGACCGACACAGCUUCUCCCCAGCUCCUGGAGCCCGCAGACAGACCAAGCUCCCAGCACCACGACGUCUCCUGUGCCUACAGACAGUACUCAGACCGCAGUGCUCUCUGCUAUGGUUUUGCCCUGGACCACUCCAGGCUGGCUGAGGACAGACAUUUCCACACUCAGGCCUGUGAAGGAGGCAGGUGUGAGGCUGGUCGCUAUUUCCUUGGCACGCCGCAGCCGGGACGGGAGAGCUGGUGGGGCUCCCGUUCAGCACUGCCCCUGACUAAGGCAUCACCUGAGAGCAGAGAAGCCUAUGAAAACAGCAUGCCCCACAUCACAUCAGCACACAGGAUCCAUGGGAGAGGACACUGGGACGAGGACAGUGUCGUUAGCUCACCUGAUCCUGGCUCUGCCAGCGAGUCAGGCGACCGCUACCGUCCUGAGCAGUACCAGAGCAGCCCGCAUGAGCCCAGCAAAAUCGAGACUCUGAUCCGAGCCACCCAGCAAAUGAUUAAAGAGGAAGAGAACAGACUCCAGCUGCGGAAAACCACCCCUGACCCCCUGGUGUCCAUGAAUGGCACGGGGAAGAAGCAUGCUCUGUGUUUCGCAAGCUACCCCCAGCAGCAGCUGGCAGGGGACGUCUGCCGCGUCCCGACGGUGGCCAACACUCCCCCUUGUGAGCACCUCCAGCAACGAGAUGGGAAGAUCAUGAGCCCCCAUGAAAAUGACUAUGACAACAGCCCCACGACGCUCUCCAGGAUAAGCAGCCCCAGCUCUGACCGAAUAUCCAAGUCUAGUUUGGUACUGGCUAAAGACUACCUGCACUCAGACCUGUCCCCUCAUCAGAACCCAGGGGACCACCCAGCAGCCUCUCCGAAUUAUUACAGCUCCCACAGGCAGUACUUUGACAAGCACGCUUACACCUUGACUGGCUAUGCCCUGGAGCAUCUAUAUGACACUGAAACCAUUAGGAACUAUUCGCUAGGCUGUAACGGAUCACACUUUGAUGUGACUUCUCACUUAAGGAUGCAGCAAGACCCUGCACAAGGACACAAGGGCACAUCUGUCAUAAUCACCAAUGGAAGCUGA
Molecule: messenger RNA, 2301 nt
Organism: Dryobates pubescens (Downy woodpecker)
Lineage: Eukaryota; Metazoa; Chordata; Aves; Piciformes; Picidae
Gene: SIM1
Product: SIM bHLH transcription factor 1
Exons: 11
Coding region: 1-2301 (766 amino acids)
Biological process (GO): regulation of transcription by RNA polymerase II
Molecular function (GO): DNA-binding transcription factor activity, RNA polymerase II-specific; protein dimerization activity; RNA polymerase II transcription regulatory region sequence-specific DNA binding
Source: RefSeq, a predicted model, not a curated record